Molecule: messenger RNA, 982 nt
Organism: Cornus florida
Lineage: Eukaryota; Viridiplantae; Streptophyta; Magnoliopsida; Cornales; Cornaceae
Exons: 1
Coding region: 110-670 (186 amino acids)
Source: RefSeq, a predicted model, not a curated record
ACAAGGCAAACCCUGAGCACCAACAAGCAACUCCAAUCAUUCCUUCAAAACACACACACACAACUACCUUACUACCUUAUGUUUCUUCUAUUAAGCUCACAUAGACAACAUGUCCAUGGAUGAUCUUUAUGGUGCAGUGAGGCCACAUCAAACUCAUCAACAAACCAUAUAUGAAUUUGGGUAUCCCAUGGAUGAGAGUACAAGGAUGACAACAAAUGAAAUGGCAUCAAAUUCCGAGAAUUCUCCAUUUUGGGAAUCCAAAGAUAAUUUUCCGAUACAAGAAUUUGGUAUCGAGGAAGGGAAAUCACACGAAAAACUCAAUAUAGUUCGAUGGAAAUCAGGAAAAUCAGUGGAUCCAAGGUUGCUCACUCUGUUGGAAAUUUUCCGGGAACUCUAUAUUGAGCGAAGGGAGUUCUUCAAGAAAAUCUUUCCCGGGCAUCAUGAUGAGUUUAAAGAUGUUUUCAAGAAAGUUAGUGCAAAUUUCUUGAGAAAGGAUCAAAUGGAAGUCCAGACCAUGCAAAGGAGUUUGAGCUUUGGGGCACCCAAACAAGGGGAAGAAUCAGGGUUGAGGCUCCAAAGGUUCAAAGUUAGGACUCCAGAUUUAAGUGGGGCUGGACAAGGAGGCCAAAGCCAGAGCCAGGGUGAUACCAAGUCCACUGUUUCCAAAUAAAGUACUGAAAAAAAAAAAUAAAAAAAAUAAGAUGAACUUUACACUCUUUUGUAGCAUAUAUUUAUUUAUUACAAAAUAUUAUAUAAGUGUAUCGACUUGUAUUUUUUAUUUUAUUUUUUGACACUAUCGACUUGUAUUAACUCUUUUACAUGAAAGCUGUGAAUGUAUUCGGUUUGUACAACAUUAUUUUUAUUUAUUUUUAUAUGCACAGAGAUUAAAAAUAAAUGUAAAAUCUCAAAGAAGCAUGUAAUUUGUAAACAUUAAUGAGUAUUUGAUUACAUAGAGUAUAGCAGGACAGCUGUCCUAACUCAA